This is a messenger RNA of Larimichthys crocea (large yellow croaker), 1952 nucleotides long. Its product is annotated as C-X-C chemokine receptor type 1. The transcript has 2 exons. The coding region runs from base 117 to 1196 and encodes 359 amino acids. Gene Ontology annotation, molecular function: C-C chemokine receptor activity; C-X-C chemokine receptor activity; C-C chemokine binding. Gene Ontology annotation, biological process: G protein-coupled receptor signaling pathway; neutrophil chemotaxis; positive regulation of cytosolic calcium ion concentration. The record is from RefSeq and is a predicted model, not a curated record. NCBI's taxonomy places the organism in Eukaryota, Metazoa, Chordata, Actinopteri, Sciaenidae. Gene Ontology annotation, cellular component: external side of plasma membrane; membrane.
GGGAAGCAGGAAAACAGGCUUAUGGUUAGGGUGAUGGGAGGAGUGUAGAGAAAGACUUUGUUUGUUCCUUGUCUCCUACUGACAUACACAGUGCCUCCCUCAAAGAAGACAUCAGCAUGUCUGAUGGAAACAUGUCUGCUCUUGUCAUAGACUUCGAGUCAAUAUAUGAAGCGCUCAACUUCUCCUACAAUGACUCAGAGUUCAUCAUCAACCCUGAAACGCAACCCUGCAACUUCUCCAUCCCGGACGCAGUGAUGAUUGUUGCCAGUAUGUUUUACGUCCUCAUCUUUCUGUUGGCGAUUCCUGGAAAUCUGAUAGUGGGGCUGGUGAUUUGCCUUAGCAAGCAGUCACUUCCCCCCUCUGACCUCUACCUCCUCCACCUGGCAAUUGCAGAUCUCAUGCUGGCCAUUACACUCCCUUUCUGGGCCACAUCUGUUACAAAGGGCUGGGUGUUUGGAGAUGCCAUGUGCAAAAUUGUCACCAUCCUCCAAGAGCUAAGCUUCUACUCCAGCAUUCUCUUUCUGACUUGCAUCAGUGUGGACCGUUACAUGGUGAUUGUGCGAGCCAUGGAGGCACGCAAGGCUAACCGACAGGUGGCCAGUUGGGUGGUUUGUGCUGCUGUCUGGGCUGUUGGAGCUCUUCUGUCUCUGCCAGGGCUGUUCAAUUCAUCCUUCCCUUCUCAAAACCAAAGUCAGAUGGUGUGUGCUGAACUAUAUGAUCCCGGCAGUGCUGACGUAUGGCGGCUGGCCACCAGAAUCCUUCGGCAUACUCUGGGUUUUAUUAUCCCGUUGGCCAUCAUGCUUCCCUGUUAUGGAGUGACCAUCAGGCGCCUGCUUCACAUCCGUGGAGGGUUUCAGCGGCAACGAGCCAUGAGAGUGAUUGUGUUCGUGGUCUUUGCCUUCCUGCUUUGCUGGACACCGUACCACAUUGCAGUGAUGGUAGAUACAUUUUUCAGGACAAAGAUUGUGCCGUACCAGUGCCCUGCAAGGAUGGCGGUGGACCAGGCCAUGUUUGCUACCCAGAGUCUGGGCCUGCUUCACAGUUGUGUCAACCCGGUGCUGUAUGCUUUUGUGGGAGAGAAGUUCAGAAGAAGGCUGUUUCAGAUAAUGAGGAAGGUGGGCGUCAUGGAGAGAGCGACAGUGUCACGGACCAGCAGGUCUUCACUGUCAUCAGAAAUUACAUCCACAUUAAUGUGAGAGAUACUUGAACUAUUGUUGAUCACAUCAUUGUUUUUCCUUCAUGAUCUCAUGUGCCAGAUGACAAAUAGUCAUCAAAUAGUUUUGAUACGUUUUAUUUUUGUAUUUGGUAGAAUUUUUUUUUUUUUUUUUACAAAAUUUGCUUUGUAUUUUUACUAAGUUUGUACAUCUGCUCUUGCUUUCUUUUUUUCAUCUUAUAUUUAACUUGGCUUUGGUUUCAAUACAGUGAGCGUGUUGCUUAAAAGUAAGCUGUAAAAAAAUUUCGUGGUUUACCAUAUAAAUCCCCUUUCUUUCCUCAGACAUGUCUAGGUCUGAGGAAAUUGUUAAAAUUGUCAAGUUUCAAUCUCAAGUGUGACUGUAUUUCAACACGGUAAUAUUACAUCACAGCAUCAGUAGAAAACACCUUGAGAUGAAGCUGAAUGCUCUGGAAAGAACUGGGCCUUGAGUGUGUUAGUGUUAUAUUGUGAAAGAUCUGGCUGAUAUGAUAAAGUAUUGCAUACCAAUGUGAAUUAUCAAAAUUAUUUAACUGAGAUUUCCAAAUUAAAAUCACCAUCCUUCCAAGUGUCAACUGCAACAUGAAACUAUCCUGUACAUUAACUCUUUUAGGAGUUUUUAUAGUAACAUAUUCAGAUAUUUGUAAGACUGUUUGAGAUUUGUGUAUAUUUAGCUAAAGGCAACAGGAUUUUAUUCACAUGGCAAACAUUUUGAAAGGUCUGUAUAGUUGCAAUCAUCAUUAAAGUUUUAUAUAGACUUGUC